AUGGACCCUAUGGACCUUCUGUGGCAUGCCUGGAAGGAUACGGUUCUUGGAGUGAAGAAGUUCCUCUUCGAUUUGUGCCUAGCUGCUGGCCUCUCUGAGACCGCCUGGGCAUUGGCUGAGAGUGGAAUCGAAGGCUGCGCAUUGGAAGUCCAUCAUCUCAAGAGGAAGUUUCACGACCAGAACAGCGGUGGCUGCGGUACUUGCAAGGACGGGCGGCAGACCUGUGAUGAGUGCUGCUUCGGAUUCCCAGUCGACCAGGGCAUUUGGAUGAAGGACUGGAAUGCAAAUCUCGCAGAUGCCGCAGAAGCCGCACGGCAGACAGCGGAACAGCCCUUCGUCCGUGCCGCUCUCAAGACAUUUCGUUCUGGUCCUGUCCCGCACACCCUUGCCAUCUCCGAAGAGGCCGUGACGCAUUUGCUGGACAUCGCCAUCCUGAUUGGUGACAAAGAGGCCGCGGUGUGCUGCGCGAAACAUUCCGCUCUCCGGCCCCUGCGGCGGUGGAGCAGCGAUGGGAUUUUCGAGCAGGUAGUCCAACGCAGAUCGUUGCAGGUGACUGAGGAGUGGACAAUCUAUUUCAACUGUUGGAGCCUGAGGAUUAAAGACCCUGAAGGGCUUCUUACAGCAAUGUCCAUUGGGACAGCGCUUGAAACCUUGAGUCUUAUGGAAUGUGCAAGCAAGGGAUAUGAACCCAAGGAUGAUCCGUGGCAAGUUUGUGAUCAGCCUUUGCCUACCUGGAAUUGCCUGCCGUUCCGAGAGGCCGUGGCUUUGUCUGGAUCUCCUUGGGCAGAGUUUGCGGAUUUGCUGCCGCCAAAGACUCCAUGGAAGCCAAGGAUAAGGAACGGCCCCAGGAACGGCCUGGGAGGCAUUUUCCUCCAAGCAAGUGCCUUCGCUUUGUGUGCAGACAGGCUUCAACAUGCACAGAUGGCAGGCAUUGAGUUCCAGCAUUUCGGCUUGUGCUACUCCCUGGAAAAAUCCUUCCGAGAAGCAAGUGUUUUGUCCUUGCUGGAUCUCGCAAUUCUGUCCGGACAAUCCGAUUGUGCAGCUCUGUGUGCUUCCACAUCCAUGACGCUCUCUGAUCCGGGCUGUCACAUCUUGCGGCGGUGUUUGACUGCGGAUCCGAAACGCUUUUCUGCGGCGGUGGCAGCAGCUCAGGUGACUUGGGACAUUGCCUGGAGGAACGCGUCCUUGGCUAGACUGAAUGCCAAUCUUUUAUUGAGGCGGUUUUCACAGGGUGUGGAAUUUCCAACUUUUUUGGUUUGGGAGGUAGCAGCCAUUUUGGUGAACCCGCCCUUGAUCAUUGAUGACCUGGACCUCUGGGAAGAGUGGAGACGGUGGUACCGGUCAGGGUGGUGUCGGAAGGACCUCUUUCCUUCUCCCAAAUGUGAAAUGAAAGAAGUGCAGAUGGAGAUUGACGGCCUUCAGGGCGGCGAGAGUUCAUCAAAACCCGUUGAUCCAGUCCCCGGAGCCGAUGAAGCAACUGAUGAGAAAGCCGGGGAGCAAGAUGCUUUGAUGCGUGCCAUACAAGAGACUCGGAGCGAGAUGCCCCCACUGAACGUGGAUGGUGUUCGAUUGUUUCGCUUAACUCGCAUGGCCAAUGCCAAUCAUGUUGUCGACCUCCUUUUUGAUCCAACAGGACCUCUCAAAGAAUUGCACGAUCGCGUCCAGGAAGCUGGAUGCAGUGUGGAUCCUGAAGGAAACCCCGUGAAGAUCCUUUUCGUGCCCUGUACUGAAAAUCAACUUCUGGAACUGGAGGAUCUGGCCGCUCACGGUUACGAACUCUGUCGGAAGAAACACAUCUUGGCGUUGCAGGCAGAUCACAAGGUCAUCGACCAAGCCCUGCGCGCCCAUAUCGCACGGGCUCAUCGGCCUGAGCUGAAGAAGGUCGCGCGGUUGAGCGCACGGCAUACACCCGGAGACUGGGAAGCCGAGGCAGCUUCAUCGUCGCAGGUGAAGAAGCAUGAAGGUCGGAGGGAUGAAGAGGACCAGGAAGGCCCGAUCAUUGAGGAGAUUGGCGACUUCGUGAGCACAUUCUCAGGCUGGGGGUUUCCAUCCUACAAUCCGUAG
Molecule: messenger RNA, 2064 nt
Organism: Durusdinium trenchii
Lineage: Eukaryota; Dinophyceae; Suessiales; Symbiodiniaceae
Source: the annotation of a GenBank genome assembly